This is a messenger RNA of Trematomus bernacchii (emerald rockcod), 1409 nucleotides long. RefSeq names its product HCLS1 associated protein X-1 (gene hax1). Lineage: Eukaryota; Metazoa; Chordata; Actinopteri; Perciformes; Nototheniidae. The transcript has 7 exons. Gene Ontology annotation, cellular component: clathrin-coated vesicle; apical plasma membrane; mitochondrion. Bases 107 to 1024 code for a protein of 305 amino acids. Gene Ontology annotation, biological process: regulation of actin filament polymerization; negative regulation of apoptotic process. The record is from RefSeq and is a predicted model, not a curated record.
UCUAGAACACUUUACGAUACUGUUGACAACUGAGGAUGUCGUGUCGUGUCUGCUGUUGGAAUUGUGUUUAGUUAUGAUUUUUUUUUAAAACAAAAGCUGGAGUUAAAUGAGUGUUUUUGACUUAUUUCGCGGGUUCUUCGGAGUACCCGGAGGCCAUUAUCGUGGCCGAAGGGACCCCUUCUUCGAUGCUAUGACUCAUGACGACGACGAUGAGGAUGAUGAAGAAGAUGGAUACAAUGAUGGCUUCCGAGGGGACCAGCAGGACCCCUUCGACAGUGCCUUGAGGUUUGGCUUCAGCGUGGGCCCCGACGGGAUGAGGAUCCAGGAGCCCCCCAUGUUCGGCCAGGUCCUCAGGGAGAUGGAGGAGAUAUUCUCCCAGCUGGGCGGCUGGGACGGGCAGCCGGGCUCUGGACACUUUGGUGUUCCCAGAAUCCUGCCGCCAUCACCACCUCAGGACAGAGCUGAAAGAGGUGCGGGGGGGUUUGGUGGGAACCCCCUGAGAGACUUCAUGCUCAGAUCUCCCAACAAAGAGCCACAGGGACCCCAAACUGAGCCCAGACAUGAUGGCCAUCCUUCUUAUGAUUCACCAGAAUUCCCAAGCUCGCAAUUUCAUGGCUGGACGCCUUUUUCAAAGUUUAAUGAUAUUUGGAAAGGAGGCCCACAGAGAACUCCAGAGUUGCACAAAGAAGACAGAGAUCUGGACUCUGCAGUGUCCUCUCGGGGCUUGGAUCAGAUUCUGACGCCACCUGCUGGUCAGGCACCCAACCAACCCAGAGCCCGCUCAUUCUUCCAGUCAGUCACCGUCACCAAGGUGGUGAAACCUGACGGGACUGUAGAGGAGAGGCGAACAGUCAGAGACAGCCAAGGCAAAGAAGAGACGACGGUGACCCGCUCCGGAGGGCCCGGGGUCCUGGAGGGCCCCGAGCAUCAGAGAGGACCGGCCAUAUCAGGUGGGCAAAAGCCCUUUGGAGACAUGCGGGACGAUGACUCAUUAUUCUCAAGUGUCUUCGGGGCGUUUAAAUAAAACGUAAAGUGGAGUAUUACAUGGAGUACAUUCUCUAGCUUUGAUUCCCUGAAAAUGUUGCAUUUAUGAGUGUUUCACUCUAGAGCUGUGAGUUUGCAUAUGUUAAGAAUAUUUAUGAAUUUAUGAACAAAAACACUUAAGUAACCUUCGAUUGCCAAAAGGACUGAGCUGGUUUAGGGCCUCUGGCCUGUUGUCAGGGUUACCAAUGUAGACUCCAAACCUGCCAAUCCCUGAAAAAAAAAAAGACUAGUGAUUUAACAAAUCAACACAAAUCAGGUAGUUAACAUUUCACAAUUACAUAUUUUAUUUUUGAAUUUUUCCUGUAGGAUAAGCUUGUAUGGAUGUGAGUGUGUGAUAUGUCAAAUAAAGAGUUUUAAUUUAUUAA